CCACAUCACAUCCUUAAUAAAGAGAGUGGGCUUCAUUCAAGUGUUCCAAAAUAAACAACAAUUGAAAAAUCAAAGUCUUUGAGUUGAGAUACAACAAAAUAAAACUGAAUUUUGCAUUCAAAGAUCUGAAAUUUUUUUCAAAAAAAAUUCAGCUGAAUUCAAAUCCCCAUUUCUCCAAACUGAAAAAGGUCAAAGUUUGAAUCUUUCAACUUUUUUUACCUGUCCUAAGUGUGGAUGGGUGAAGAGGGAUUACCUAGUGAUGUUAAAAACUUGGUAAAAACAUCUCCAAAAUUGACUGUUUUACCCCUGAUUGCUUUGAUAUUCUAUGAUGUAUCUGGGGGUCCUUUUGGUGUUGAGGAUUCAGUGAAAUCAGGUGGUGGUCCUUUGUUGUCUUUGUUAGGGUUCUUGAUUUUUCCAUUGAUUUGGAGUGUUCCUGAGGCUUUAGUUACAGCAGAAUUAGCUACAAGUUUUCCUGAAAAUGGUGGCUAUGUUGUUUGGAUUUCUUCGGCUUUCGGUCCCUUUUGGGGGUUUCAAGAAGGGUUUUGGAAAUGGUUUAGUGGUGUUAUGGAUAAUGCUCUUUAUCCUGUGUUGUUUCUUGAUUAUUUGAAGCAUUCGUUUCCGGUUUUUAAUCGAGUGUUCGCUCGAAUCCCUGCUCUUUUAGGUAUUACGUUCUCGUUGACGUAUUUGAAUUAUAGAGGAUUGCAUAUUGUUGGAUUUUCAGCUGUUUUACUAGCUGCUUUCUCGUUGUUUCCGUUUUUCGUCAUGACGGUUCUUUCGAUUCCGCGAAUUAGGCCUAAACGAUGGCUGGUUUUAGAUUCUAGUAAAGUGAAUUGGAGAGGGUACUUUAAUAGCAUGUUUUGGAAUUUGAAUUAUUGGGAUAAGGCUAGUACUCUUGCAGGGGAGGUUGAAAAUCCUAGCAAGACAUUUCCGAAGGCGUUAUUAGGGGCUGUAAUUUUGGUUGUUUCUUCUUAUUUGAUUCCGCUUCUUGCUGGAACUGGGGCACUGAUGACCUCGUCAAGCGAGUGGAGUGAUGGAUAUUUUGCAGAAGUUGGAAUGUUGAUUGGAGGAGUUUGGCUUAAAUGGUGGAUCCAAGCGGCGGCGGCUAUGUCGAAUCUGGGACUGUUUGAAGCAGAAAUGAGCGGUGAUGCCUUUCAGCUUCUCGGCAUGAGUGAGAUGGGGAUGCUACCUGCUAUUUUUUCUAAAAGAUCCAAAUACGGGACGCCCACUUUUAGCAUUCUAUGUUCUGCUACUGGAGUAAUCUUCUUGUCAUGGAUGAGUUUUCAAGAAAUUUUGGAAUUUCUAAACUUCUUAUAUGCCAUAGGAAUGCUUCUUGAAUUUGCAGCUUUUAUAAGACUCAGAAUAAAGAAACCAGAACUACAUAGACCUUAUAAAGUUCCCUUAGGAACAUUUGGUGCGACAUUGUUAUGUGUACCUCCUUCGAUAUUGCUCGUUCUUGUAAUGUGCCUGGCUUCACUAAGAACAUUCGUAGUAACCGGAGCUGUCAUUAUCGUCGGAUUCAUAUUAUAUCCGGCUUUACUUCAUGCCAAGGACCAGAAAUGGAUUAAAUUUGUUACGGAACAACCAGAAGUAUCUUCUUCUGGUACCGUUACAACGGCGGUGGGACAUGAAACGGCGGUCGUAGAUGAAGCAUCGAUCAUGCUUCUCUCGGAUUUGUCAAGUAUAAAGACGGAUGACUAAUCAUAUACAUUAAUGAUGUUUAUAUUUUUAUUUUUGUUGAUCAGUAGUGUAUAGCAAGUAUCAUUAUUGUUCAAUAAUAAUGUUCAUAUUUUAUUUUA
Molecule: messenger RNA, 1796 nt
Organism: Mercurialis annua (annual mercury)
Lineage: Eukaryota; Viridiplantae; Streptophyta; Magnoliopsida; Malpighiales; Euphorbiaceae
Product: probable polyamine transporter At3g19553
Exons: 3
Coding region: 235-1698 (487 amino acids)
Biological process (GO): transmembrane transport
Cellular component (GO): membrane
Molecular function (GO): transmembrane transporter activity
Source: RefSeq, a predicted model, not a curated record